AUGGCUGAAACUGCUAUCGACGUUGCUGCUACGGCCCCUGCCGUCGUCGCCUCUCCGCCAGCUGCCAAAGCACCACCGAAGCAGGCGGCCAAGGCUAGCAAGAGUGACGCCAAGAAACCGAAAAAAUCUUCAACCCAUCCACCAGUGAGUGAGAUGGUUCUGGCUGCCAUCCGGACCCUGAAGGAACGGAGCGGAUCAUCACUGCAGGCGAUCAAAAAGUACAUCGCCGCCAACUACAUGUGUGACGUCGCCCGGCUGGCUCCGUUUAUCCGGAAGGCUUUGAAAACGGGUGUCGAGAAGGGAAACAUCACCCAGACCAAGGGUACCGGUGCUUCCGGAUCGUUUAAGGUGACGGUCGAAGCAAAGAAACCGGCUGGCGAUAAGAAACCACCGAAGAAAUCGGCUACUAAAUCCGGGGAGAAGAAAAAUCCGCCGGCUGGUGGUGGUGAGAAGACCAGCAAGCCAAAGGCGGCGAUCCCGGCCGCUAAGAAAUCGGCUACGAAGAAAGCGAAAGCUGCUGCCCCUGCAAAGGCGCUUGAGCAGCAGCGCGCGUUCACACCCGCAUUCAACUGGCCCGCCGAUUGGCGAGAUAAAUCAGUCGUUAGGCUUGAUUACACAAAUCACUAUAGUAAAUAG
Molecule: messenger RNA, 636 nt
Organism: Topomyia yanbarensis
Lineage: Eukaryota; Metazoa; Arthropoda; Insecta; Diptera; Culicidae
Product: histone H1A, sperm-like
Exons: 2
Coding region: 1-636 (211 amino acids)
Biological process (GO): nucleosome assembly; negative regulation of DNA recombination; chromosome condensation
Cellular component (GO): nucleosome; nucleus
Molecular function (GO): double-stranded DNA binding; nucleosomal DNA binding; structural constituent of chromatin
Source: RefSeq, a predicted model, not a curated record